AUGAGUUCAGCACAGGACUUUGACUCUAUAAGAGCCCACCCAAGGCGCCGUCCACUCAGGACAACUCAGCCAUCAGUUGUUCCGUCCGAAGAGCAAUCACCGUCAUUACCCUCGCGGCUCCGCCUUCGCAAAGGUGAAACAUUUAACCCAUCCAUCCUUCGCGCAUCCGACCGUGACCCUAUUGUACCCUCGCUACCUCGACGCUCUCCCACAUGCCCUGGCGCUUUGGAAGCUAUCGCCGCUGGACAACAGCGCAUGGCCGAAAUCUUGGACCGCCUUGACUUGAACGACGUCACUCCGUUGACCUCCGAAGAUAAAGAGAACCUUCCCGCCCCCAAGAGCUUUGCCCGGCUUCACCUUGAAGCACGGAAGGAGGGCUCUGGUGAGCGCUCUCGCCAGACCAGCCCCAUGCCCAAGGAACGUUCUCGGAGGGCUCAGAGAGUCCACUGCCAUGCUUCUGAUAGUGGAAUCGGCUCCUCUAUCAGCAGCAGUCAGUCUAUGUCGUCUAACAAAGGUACAUGGUCAAGGCCGGUUUUCUUCGCGUUUGCAUUCGCUAAUAACCUCUCAGUAAAAGCUGGCCAGCUGUCUCGUGGCAGCAACUCAGUCCUCACCCGCUCUCAAUCUGCCAUCACUCGUUCUAUCAGCGCCAUGGAGGCUGAAAGCUCCAAGAAGCACAAACUCAGCCCUGAUGGCCACGCGGAGAUUCAGAAGCACAUCCUUGGUCCCCUUCUCGAAAAUGAGCGACUCAAGCCAUUCCACCCCAUUCUUGAAGACGUCCGUCAGCAGAUUGAAGAUGAACGCAUCUCCUGCUUGCGUGACCUUGAGAAAACGGUGUUUUCGCUCGCUCCAGCAGUCAAGACCACCGAUGCCGCCUAUGUUCGGUUCUGCCAGCACACCAUUUUGUGUCUUGGUCAGACCGUCUCUUUCUUGAACGGCCGAGACUUGUGCACACCAACCGAUAAACCCUACAAUAACGGCUACUUCGUGGAUCUCUUGGAGCAGGUUUCGCAGUUCAAGAGAAUUCGUGACGAAUGGCGGAAGAAGCACGAGACCGAUGAGAAGCUAAAGGCUCCUGAACUUAGGCUUGAAGGUGGAAUCUCCAAAACUGGACGCCCUCUUGAAAUGGUUGUCGAGCAAGAUGGCGAGGCUGUCUCUCUACGCACUGGGAAGCCUUACGAAGAUCACUCUAUUCCUUCAAUGAAGCGGACUCUCAGCGCGGCGUCCGCGGACGAAGGUGCCCAGCGAUCUAUGGCUCGCCGCAAAAAGAAUGCGCCCCCCAUGAACAUCAACAAGAAGUGCAAGGAUUGCGAUAAGGUCUUUGCCCGACCAUGCGACCUCACGAAGCACGAGAAGUCCCACUCUCGUCCCUUCAAAUGUCCCGUUGCUUCCUGCAAGUACCACUCCAAGGGCUGGGCCACCGAGAAAGAAGCAGAGCGCCACUACAAUGACAAACACUCUGACGCACCCCGCUUGUACUCUUGCCAGUUUGAAUCUUGCUCUUACAAGUCUAAGAGAGAGAGCAACUGCAAGCAGCACAUGGAGAAGACGCAUGGAUGGGUGUACAUGCGCUCGAAGAACAACGGCCGAGUAACUAAGCUGGCCUCCAUCCAACAGAGCCCUACCCCAUCCAGUGGCUCUGCCCAGCCCAAGCCCGACAUCUGGAGCAUGACACCUCCCUCUGAAGUUGAAUUGAAGCAGGAGCCGGUUCACUGGGGCUCUUCAGCUCUCACACCGGAAACUCUAGAUUUCAAUAACUUUCAACAUUCUGUGACUGGGAUGCCAACGCCGGUGACAGGCACAGUGGAUGCUGUUACCCCCACUACGGGUACCAUUAACUCGCCCUCUGAGCCAUUUGAUCUGCCACUAGAAAACGCUCAUAUUCCAUUGGAUAUGUUCCCCGAGAUGAAGGACAACUUGUUGUUCACUGGCGGAGACAUGGACUUCACAGACUUCACCAAUAACCCAAACAUGUUCAAUGACUUCUACGGUGAUUUCACCUUGCAGCCACAGGGAAUGAAUUAUGGAGAUGUGCAGCAGCAACCUCAAUUCGAAGACGACUCCGCUGGCUUUUUGCUUGACGUUUACAACGAUAUGCACACUUACGGGAUUAACCCCGGCCCUGGCGGCGGUCUCUAA
Aspergillus puulaauensis is the source of this 2136-nucleotide messenger RNA. RefSeq names its product putative C2H2 transcription factor (Ace1) (gene ace1). Lineage: Eukaryota; Fungi; Ascomycota; Eurotiomycetes; Eurotiales; Aspergillaceae. Gene Ontology annotation, biological process: regulation of transcription by RNA polymerase II. The record is from RefSeq and is a predicted model, not a curated record. Gene Ontology annotation, cellular component: nucleus. The transcript has 2 exons. The coding region runs from base 1 to 2136 and encodes 711 amino acids.